Molecule: messenger RNA, 1191 nt
Organism: Oryza brachyantha (malo sina)
Lineage: Eukaryota; Viridiplantae; Streptophyta; Magnoliopsida; Poales; Poaceae
Product: peptidyl-prolyl cis-trans isomerase FKBP20-2, chloroplastic
Exons: 7
Coding region: 122-883 (253 amino acids)
Molecular function (GO): peptidyl-prolyl cis-trans isomerase activity
Source: RefSeq, a predicted model, not a curated record
UCGUGGACCGUCUCGCGGCUAAACCCCUUAUCCCCUUCGCCUCCGGGAGAGAAGAGCAGAGCGGAAGCGGAAGCGGAAGCGGCGCGGCGGCGGCGGCGGCGGCUUCCCGACCCCGGAGGAGAUGGAGCUUGUGUCGUCGUCUCGCUCCGUCCUUCCGUACCGCGGAGGCCUAGCUGUUGCUGCUCCGUCGAGGACGGCGUCCGGGAGCUCGAGGCGCAGGAGGACAAGCGGAUUCGGAUGCGCUUUGGGUUGCGGCGGGGAGGGGAAGAGCGUGGCGGGGGGGACGAUCAGGAGGAGGGCGGCUCUCGCUUUGCUGCUAGCUUCGCCGGCGAUGUCGGUGGCGUUCUCGGCGCACGGGAAGACCAAAAGCAAGAACCCUUAUGACGAGAGGCGGCUGCUUGAGCAGAACAAGAAGAUCCAGGAAGCCAACCGGGCCCCUGAUGACUUCCCAAACUUCAUCAGGGAAGGUUUUGAAGUCAAAGUAGUGACAUCUGACAGCUACAUAACCCGAGACUCUGGGCUAAUAUAUGAGGACAUCAAAGUUGGUACAGGCAAUUCUCCAAAGGAUGGUCAGCAGAUUAUAUUUCACUAUAUCGGGUACAAUGAAUCAGGCCGCAGGAUAGAUAGCACCUAUAUUCAGGGUUCACCUGCCAAAAUUCGGUUGGGAAACAAAACACUGGUUCCAGGUUUUGAAGAAGGGAUACGGGACAUGAAACCAGGUGGUAAGAGAAGAAUUAUUAUACCUCCAGAGCUUGGUCCUCCUGUUGGGCCAUCGACAUUCUUCAGCGCGAAGCAGUUCGAAGUAUUCGAUGUUGAACUACUCGCUGUGCAGGACUGCCAGCGGAGAACAAUAGCCUUCUACUCCGAUGUGGUGUGCAGCUGAGCGAAAAAUGAUCAUCGAAUCUCCAGUUUGUGUGGGCUGGUGGCAAACUGCAUGUGCACUCUAAUGUAAAUGUCAGAAAAAGGGGUUUUGUUACUGGCCAAAUUUCAGAGCUCAAGAACUACGUCGUGGCGCAGUGGGCACUUGUCCUCGCUCACCUCACCUAGUAUCUUCUUUCUCCUUUCAUAUCCAGCUUUUUUUUAGAUUUCAGAGUUGCUUGUACUGUAAAUGUAAAAGAAUGUAACGAUGACUUCAGAGUUGGUGCUGCCAUGUGAUGAUUGAAGGAAGGAACAAGUAGCACCUUCGUCCUA